Heterobasidion irregulare TC 32-1 is the source of this 309-nucleotide messenger RNA. RefSeq lists its product as uncharacterized. The transcript has a single exon. Lineage: Eukaryota; Fungi; Basidiomycota; Agaricomycetes; Russulales; Bondarzewiaceae. The coding region runs from base 1 to 309 and encodes 102 amino acids. The record is from RefSeq and is a predicted model, not a curated record.
AUGGAUGCGCUUGCGCGGAUAUUGGGGGACGCGGGCGGGGAUGGAGAGGAGUGGAGCGAGGGGGAGGACGAGGGAGACGACGACGGUGAGAUGCAUGGUCUUGGGUCAUGGGAUGGUGCCGCGGGACUGGGCGGAUUGGUGAUCGAUGCAGAUGGAGAGUUUGGGGUCGAGAUCGACGGCCCUGGGAGAUGGGCGGGCGCCGCGGGCCUCGGUGGGGGCGCGUUUGGCGCCGAGGAGGAGAUCGUGGAGGAGUGGCGGCCUGCGUCGCCUGGCGGAGGCGCAUGGGAUGACCAUCCGUUCGAGAUAUGA